CGCGCGGGGCCGCGGCACGGCGGCGGCGGCGGGGCUCAGGCUCGCGACCGCCGCGCCAGAGCCAGUGAUAGCAGCCUGCGCUCCAAUCAGAGGCACUCGCCGGCGCACCGCACACACCGCUGGAGCACGCCGAGCGCCAGCGAGACCGCGACGACCAGCAGGGAGAGGGCCUCGUUCGUCUGCGCCCGCGCCUGCUCGCGCCCACGCCCGCGUGGUCCAUGAGGUCGCCGUCGUCGGCCUCCCCGAGCGAGGCUCGUCCGCGACAGAAAUCGUCUAGCUGUCUUUGCCCGUGACCCGACCCGACCCGCCACUCCACGACACACCGCGGGGUGGGACUAUAGGUGUCGCCCUCUCAGACUCCACCCGGCUUCGCGAUGGUCCUGAGGCAGGUCCUCCUGGGCCUCGCUUUCGUCCAGUGCGGCGUGCAGGCGGGUCGCGGCCGCGGCUCCCCGUCCACCACCACCCCCGCGCCGCCGCCACUCCCCGGCCCCGUGGACCUGACCCUCGCCCUGGAGAGGAACGCGUCCUCGACCGACCACCCCUUCUCCGUCUCCAAGAACACCUCGGCUUGGGGAGAGUUCGGAUGGUCGUCGACGCAGUCCACGUGCAGCAGCGGCCAGGCCGGCACGCACAUUGAGGCGCCGUUCCACCUCAACGAGCGCGGCUGGAAGGUGGACGAGGUGCCGCUCGACAGGCUGCUCGUGUCCGCUGUGCUGCUGGACGUGUCCGCCGACGCGGCCCGCAACGCGAGCUUCGCCCUGUCGGCCGAGCACCUCGUCGCCUGGGAGAAGAAGCACGGCCUGCUGCCGCCCAACUCGGUGCUGCUCAUCAACUUCGGGUGGGGCGCUUCGGCGCGCGGGCGGCACGCCACGACGCCCGCGCCGCAGCCUGCCACCACCACGUCGCCAACGUACCACGCCCCAGUGCAAGGUCUGACCGCGGACGCGGCUUCCCACCUGGUGGCCCAGGCUCGCGUCGUCGGCGUUGGCGUGGACCUGCCCGCCCUGGACGCCAGCCCCUCCUCGACGACGGGCCGCGGUCGCGGCGAGCCUGCCGCGAGGACCCUCAUGGCAGCCAACAUCUACACCCUGCUCAACCUGGACCUCAGCCGAGAGCUUCCAGCCAAGGGCUUCUCCCUGCUGGUGAUGCCCUCCAAGGUCCGCGGCGCGGCCGUGGCAGCUGCGCGCGUGGUCGCCACCACCAGGUCGCCGUCGCCCUCCAGGUCCGCCGCCGACCCCACCGCCGGCUCCCUCGUGCUCUGCGUCACCGCCGCUGCGGCCCUGGGCGCGCACCGUGUCUUUGUAGUAUAGUAUUUGUGUAGUGGAGCUUUAGGGAGCGUAUUGUCGCUCAAAUCUUGAUUUUGUACCCGCCGCCCUAAGCAACGAACGGUUCUGUGUGAUGCUAAAUCCAAAUUGUGAAUAAAUGAACUGUGUGGGCAUUCCCUGA
This is a messenger RNA of Frankliniella occidentalis (western flower thrips), 1446 nucleotides long. Its product is annotated as kynurenine formamidase-like. The coding region runs from base 375 to 1310 and encodes 311 amino acids. The record is from RefSeq and is a predicted model, not a curated record. Gene Ontology annotation, molecular function: arylformamidase activity. Lineage: Eukaryota; Metazoa; Arthropoda; Insecta; Thysanoptera; Thripidae. The transcript has 8 exons.